GACUUUUCGUACUUCUUUCCGUCCGUUGUGUGUUUAUGUUUUGGAUUGAGGUGUAGGAUGUAGGAUGUGGUUUUAUGAUGAUAUAUCCUGUGGGAUUUCUCUUGCGGAUUUUGAUUUCGUUUUGGUUUUGAUUUUUAGCUGUGAGCACACGGAUGGGAUACUGCGGAAAAGAAAUUGAGAGCGGAGGAUUUUCGAUUUGUUUAACUCAUUUCUGGCGAGAAGAAAAGGAAAAGGAAAAUGCCAGCCUCUCAUCAACGACAUCGUCGAUCACCUUUCAAACGUACUUCAUUCCGUCGUACUUCAUCGGGUUCGAGUUCUUUAAAGUCGGUUUCGGAGAUCCAGCCUCAAUUCCAUGAUCAUGUUAAGCCUCAGUUCUCACAUCCCACAAUGCCGGAGUGGGAGAAUGGAGAUAUUGUGAUUCGGAAUGUGGAUGUGGAGAAACAGUCUGUUGCUUUUUAUCCGGAGAUUACUGUGACGGUUUGUCGUGAUGAGAUGGCUGUGGUGAGGAAGGAGGAUGGGGAGAUUUCACAAGCGCAACAUCAAUCUCAAUCUCAAAUAUUCCGGUCCGAAGAUAUAAAAAAAGAAAUGGAAGGGAGAGAUACAAGUCCAGCUGCAAGUAGUGUAUACUCCACCAACACUCUUGGAUAUCCAAAUACAGAUGCGGAUAACGGUUCAUGUUCAUAUACAUCUUGUUCAUCCAUCCCACGAGUGCCAGGACUCUCUCUUGAGACUUUGACUUCGAGGUCUGCGGUUUCUGAUAUUUCGUUUUUGAAUGUCGAGGGGAAAAGUGAUUGUGAGCUGGGUGUAUCGAUGGCUAGUUCACGAAUGGAGAGAUGGAAAAGUUUUGGGAGGGCAAAGGGGAAAGUUCGAGGGUUCCUGGGAAGUGGGAAGGCUAGGGAUGGAGAGGGAGAGGGAGAGGGAAAGGGAAAACAUGGAAAGCAUCAUGAGAAAAAAAUAAGACCUUUCCUAAGGAAAUACUGUCUUCAUCCUUUUAGUAUGAGGAGUAGUUUUCGCUUGGUGGGGUGGAUUGAGGAUCCGGUUGGUUGUUGUGUGGGUCAUGGAGCAGGUUAUGGAGCAGGCUACGCGUCGGGAUAUGGAGAGGUGAGAACGGGGUAUGCAUAUGGAGGGGGAAUAGGAGAUGCGAGAUUAUGGGAUGAAGCGAGACGGAGUGGAUUGGAGGGGGGAUUAUAUUGAGAAGGGCUAGCGGGGAUGGAGAAAGUAGGAGCUGGAGAUGGAGAUGGAGAUGGAUAUGGAGAUGGAGAUAUUUAUAAUGAAAAUGAGGGGAAUUAUGGAUGAGAGAAAGAGUGAUUAUUUUGAAUUUUCUUCUGUUUCUGGGUAUGGUUUUACCAAGGUUCUCUUUGCAUACGUGCAUUCAUCUUCGUCUAGAUUUUAUUAGUGAAUGAGUAUCUUAUUACCA
This is a messenger RNA of Botrytis cinerea B05.10, 1417 nucleotides long. RefSeq lists its product as hypothetical. The transcript is spliced from 2 exons. The coding region runs from base 238 to 1194 and encodes 318 amino acids. The record is from RefSeq and is a predicted model, not a curated record. Lineage: Eukaryota; Fungi; Ascomycota; Leotiomycetes; Helotiales; Sclerotiniaceae.